AUGUCUUCUACUGGCAUGAACAACAUGGGCAGGGUAAGCGCUUCAUUUUCAUAGUGUGACUGCGACAGGACGAUUUCAAACUCACCACUCUGCCUGAAACUUAGAGAGACCAGAGCUCAUUUUGACUUUUUAAAGCUCCUGUGAAAAACUCUCUGUCUGUGCUAAUCCUGGCACCCCAGAUGGAUGAACGGGUACCUUUGUAUGUAAAAGUGGUGUUUAUUGACAAAAGCUCUCCUGCUGUUGUGUUUAAACUGUGAAAUGUGUCACUCAUGUGAAUAUUUGCUGUUUAUUUAGUGGGCCUACCCACUCACAGCAGUUAUAGGCACUAAAAAGGACCAUUUCGGUAUUGCCAAUCCUGUUGGUGAUGGUCUCAAUUGGUUUUGAACUCCAUAGAGAAACUCAGUGUUCAUUUCAGACUGUUUCAAAACCAAGUGAAAAACCCCCACAGGGGCUUUAAGCUACGAACAGUUUUCAUAAUAAUCAGUCAAAUCAAUUGUGUAAAAAUACUGCAAUUAUUUGAGCUCCUAAUCGUGUAAUUUGUAUUUGGGCAAACAGCAUUUUCUCUAUCUCAUCCUGUUCAUUUGAACAUUUUUAAUCACUUAUUAAGAAUUUUAGCCUUGUGACACUCAAAAAACUAUUUUGGAGUGGUACACCUACCCUCCACCUGGGGUUAAAGACUGAAAAAACAACAUGCAGAGGAGUCCCUCAUCAUGGUCAUGGCAUUUUUUACUCUUAUAGCUCUUUACGGAAAAUUAGAAUAAAUUUCAGCCUGUUUCAUAACCAGCUAAAAACCCAUCACAGGAGCUUUAAAGGGCCAGAUUUUAUUUUACCUUUUUGCCUGGACUUUUUUCUGCCAGCCUCAUGGAGAACAAGAAAUAAAGUAAACACAUAAUUACAAAUGGCAGAGUACAACGAAAGGAUCAGCAGUCUAACUUUAGGAUAAAUAUUAAAACAUUAUGCCAUGGCAACCAUUGUCUUACUUUCAGCUGCAGCAGGCAGAUUUUUAAAAGUCAAAAACCUCUGAAACACAAGUGGUCCAGCUCUAUAGGACUGAGAAAAAUAACCUUUAACUUUUGGAAGUUCAAGAGCCAUAUUAGCACCUACAAAUUUUUCAGUGUUGAAAAUGGGGCUUCAUAACAGAAAGUAAUUGGGUUUUAUUGAUCCAGUGGAUGGUUGCUUCAUCUCUGCUGCAUAUCGAGAGCUCUGAAAGAGGUCCAAUAGAGUGCAUGGUUGCAUUGAUAACUUGUCUGUGCUGCCCCCAUGUGGCAUAAAAAUAGACAUGCAGGGUUAGGGCCAACUAACAAUGCUGCCCUUUCCCCUGCUUUAGUUCUGCAUUCGACAAGAAAAUUAAGCUUAAAUAUUAAAUACAUUGCUUAUUUCUCUAAUAUCACUCACAUAUACUGCUCAGUCUUUUCCUCUCAUCGACCCUAAAUUAGUGCCUGCAGGUUUAAAACUGUGUUUCAAAGAAAAGCUAUAGUGGUCAAAUCAAAGCUUUCAGGCACCAGUUUGGCUCAGUUUAUAGGGAAAGGCUACAGUCCUCAAUGCACCAAUUGGGUAUGACACGCACCAUUAAUGUCUCUUAUCUGAAAAAAAGGUAAAAGUCUAAAAUCCAAACAUGCAAAUAAUCAAAGUUUCAGCCUGACUGAAUUUGCCUGAAUAUCCAUCAAAGUUGCAUUUUACAUAAUUCAAAAUCCUCUCUUUUCCUCUCAGAUCAUCUUCUACGAGGACAGGAACUUCCAGGGCCGCUCCUACGAGUGCAUGAGCGACUGCCCGGACAUGUCCUCCUACCUGAGCAGGUGCCACUCCUGCAGGGUGGAGAAUGGUUGUUUCAUCGUGUAUGAUCGCUCCAACUACAAUGGUAACCAGCACUUCCUGAGGAGGGGCGAGUACUCUGAUUACAUGAACAUGAUGGGCAUGAACGACUGCAUCAGGUCCUGCCGCAUGAUCCCCAUGGUGAGAUCUCAUACCUCAUAAAUAUAACAUCUCUUAAAUGAUGGGGACAUAGCAAAAGUAUGAAAUCGGCCAUGUUUAACACUCUGCUCCUCCACAAAACAGCACAGGGGACCCUUCAGGAUGAGGAUCUAUGAGAGGGAGAACUUCAACGGCCAGAUGCAUGAGGUGAUGGACGACUGCGACAACGUCAUGGACCGUUACCGCAUGUCCCAGUGCAUGUCCUGCAACGUGAUGGACGGUCACUGGCUGAUGUACGAGCAGCCCCACUUCAGAGGCAGGAUGAUGUACAUGAGGCCCGGGGAGUACAGGAACUUCAUGUACAACGGCAACAACGGCAACCACGGCAAUCAUGGCAACCAUGGCAACAACGGCAACGGCAUGAGGUUCAUGAGCAUCAGGCGCAUCACCGACUCCUGCCAUUAG
This is a messenger RNA of Xyrichtys novacula (pearly razorfish), 2376 nucleotides long. NCBI's taxonomy places the organism in Eukaryota, Metazoa, Chordata, Actinopteri, Labriformes, Labridae. The record is from the annotation of a GenBank genome assembly.